UCAGAGGCAUUCAGAAAGAUAGGGCACGUCAACGUGAAGAAGGCCGACUCGUGUCUACGGCACUGCAAUUACUUCAGGACUGGAAUUAUUCCCCUGCAUUUAAGACACGCACACCAUGCCGAAGCAUUAUCCUGUUUCAGAGGGAGGAAAGGCAGACCCGUGGCCCUGAUAUCGACCCGUGCCACCGGAAACCUGUUAGCUCAGGCAGCUAACGACAGCUAGCUAACUUAACGCUAGCUGUUACAUACCCUCGUUUUUUUCACGCAUCUGACCUCCACCACAACACAGGCGUAUUGAGUAUCACCAGCUUGUUAGGUUGGGGUCGGGUUUUUUGACUCCCAUCCCCGUUGUUUGUGUUUGGUGCCCCGUGGACUCUUCUCGAAUAUGAUACAUAAUGAGUCAAAGAGAUACUUUAGUUCAUCUGUUUGCUGGAGGAUGUGGGGGCACGGUUGGAGCCAUACUGACUUGUCCACUGGAAGUAGUGAAGACCCGUCUCCAGUCCUCUUCCAUCACCCUCUAUGUAUCUGAGGUUCAGCUCAGUACAGUUAAUGGGGCCAGUGUGGCCCGCAUGUCCCCACCAGGCCCCCUCCACUGUCUCAAGUUAAUUUUGGAGAAAGAAGGACCUCGCUCUCUCUUCAGGGGCUUGGGGCCAAACUUGGUGGGUGUGGCACCUUCUAGAGCAAUCUACUUCGCUGCUUACUCCACUGCCAAAGAGAAACUGAACGGUGUGUUGGAACCUGACUCCACACAGGUACACAUGGUCUCAGCUGGAAUGGCAGGUUUUACAGCCAUCACAGCAACUAAUCCCAUCUGGCUCAUUAAGACCCGCCUACAGCUGGAUGCCAGGAAUCGAGGUGAGCGAAGGAUGAGUGCGUUUGAGUGUGUGCGGCGAGUGUAUCGGGCAGAUGGCCUGCGAGGUUUCUAUCGGGGUAUGUCGGCAUCCUACGCCGGCAUCUCAGAGACUGUGAUCCACUUUGUGAUCUAUGAAAACAUUAAACGGCGCCUCUUGGAGGCAAAGGCACCACAGAACAUGGAUGAGGAAGAGGAGGCAUCUAAAGAUGCUUCAGACUUUGUGGGCAUGAUGCUCGCUGCUGCCACCUCCAAGACCUGUGCCACAUCUAUUGCUUAUCCUCAUGAAGUGAUCCGUACUAGGCUACGUGAGGAGGGCACCAAGUACCGCUCCUUCUUCCAGACUCUGACAACAGUGCCCAAGGAGGAGGGCUACCGCGCCCUGUACCGCGGCCUCACAACGCACCUGGUACGACAGAUCCCCAACACGGCCAUCAUGAUGUGCACCUAUGAGCUGGUGGUCUACCUCCUGAACGGUUAAAGUCUUCCCCCUUUUAGACAGUAUGUGUUAACCCUGCCCCUGUCCGGAGAAGGAGAGAAAAGAAAGAGAGCAACUGCACACCAGCUAGCAGCCUGUUCCCAAGAAGAACGCAGAGACAGCAUGUUGACCUUUGUCUCAGUGAAGGAAGGGGUUCUUAAAAAUAGGUUUUGUUUUAUAACCAAAGGGUCUGGCACAAUGACAAGACUCCCAAGGGUCUGCAUUAGAUGGGGAUUUGGGUUUAGCAGUGGCUAGGCAUCGUUGAUUGCUGUCAGCGCCAUCUACUUUCAUUUGUUUUCCAUCUGAUUCCCCUUCCUUUGGUUAUAUGCGCAGCUUGUGCAUCCUCUAAUUGAGAGUAAUUCAAAACGAAGUACCAUAGUUACAGUAUAAUCUGUCUCUAACAAUACUAAUAAGAAUGAGAAAGUACAGUAAUCCCAGCCCUUACCUCCUAAUGGAUAUAAGACCCUCUACAGCUACAGGCUUUGUCCUUGCGACUAUUUAAAUAGUAUGAUUACUCCAAGAGGCCCCAAAUACAAAGAUGCCCAGAGCUUAAGUCUUGGACAAGGGUUUUCUGACAUUGAGGAGAGUAAGGAGCAGUUGGUGCUUGGGGCUUGUUGAUUGAAGAUGAACAGAGGAUAAUGGUGAAUGGGAGGAUAGGUGAAAGACAAAAUGUGCCUUGUGUUAAAAUGUGAUGUAGACUAAAGAUGCACAGCGGCUGCAGGGGCAGGUGGCGCUCUGGUUGACUGGACACAGAUACUAGAGGAGUAGAGCUGUAGCUGUACACUGGUGUUAUGUGUUUUCAGGCGCUCAUGGAACCUUUUAGUGAAGCUUUUUUACAUAUCGUGAACACACUUAUUAUUUUCCCUGAGCUCUUUACACUAAAUACCCACAGUACAUGAAACCGUUGCAUAAGUGGCAGAUUUGUUUUCCCCCAAUGCGUAGAUGUGUAUAAUAUGAAGUCAGGACCUUGGAAACUGUUUGUGUAAACCAAGUGUGAAAAAAAACUAAUCACUAAGGUUUAACGGAGCCUUUAAGGUCACCAGAAUAUAAUCCACCUUUAACUACUGGAAUGUAAAUAGGCCAGAGGAGUAUAUAAACAGAAGCAGAACAUAGACCCAUAUUGUGAAUUAUAAAUAAAUAAAAAUCUUAACAAAUUUUAAUAUUGAUAGAUAUUAUAUGAAUGGCUACAUGAUUGUGUUGAGCUUGUCUGACAAGUAACAGCAAAUGUUCUUUACAGCAGAGAGGACUAAGCGUGAUACCAACUAAAACAACAGUGUUGUCAUUGCAGUAUGUUUUAGAGUUUCUCUACAACUCUCAUCUCAUUUGUUUUGCCUCAGUUGGAGAACCCAUGCUAGUUUUACAGGCGAGGACAAUCCUCUUGAGUUUACUCUGGAAACUUCUUGUACUAAGUUAAACCAGUGUGUGCAAGAAGUGGCCAGGAAUAUGCUCGUCAUAAGCGCACAUUAAUUAAAUGCAGACUAGUGUAAACAUGGUUGAUUCCCUCCUGUAUUCAGUUGAGGGUUUUUGUUCUUGGUGAAAACAUGUCUUCUCCAAAAGAAAAAAAAAUCACUGCAUUUCAGGAUUAAAAAAAAAAAAAGAAGAAGAAGGCUUUUGUUUUGUUUGUCAGUGUUUCAUGUACUUGGAUUUCCCUGUUAUGGGAUGGAAAUGUGCUUGCUCUCUGCUUUGAAUGCUUUUUUAAAAGCAGUUUUAUGUUAUGAACAGUUCAAAUAACAGCAGAAAACAGUGUUUUGCUAUCAUCUCGAUCAUUCGAUCAUCCCAGUUACCACAUAUGCAGACCUUCUGUAAACACAUCACCAGCUCUUAGCCUGUUGAUAAUUAGUGCAUUCUAACCGACUGCAAAUGGUUCAGCCCACAACACAAGUAAUCAUCCAGCUAUAACAGCUCACGCUAUGGUUUUAUUCCAGUGUAUUUUAACUGACUUUGAUAACUUCUCUAAACACUUCCCUCACCCUUUUUUAGGUCAGAGUAGUGCUGGUGCGCAGCAGUCCCAUGGAAGGGAAGGGCAGUUUUGACAUAUGCAGCUAAACUAUGCUCACUCUCUCAGUGCCGUUGUGCUUGAGACUGUAAACACAGCUUAAGUGUGACCCUGAUGCUUUUCAGAGAACUCCACCGCAAUUAUUGAUCCUCAAUGUGAACACUUGAGUUUUACAGCAUACAUGAAGGAUGCAUUAGUUUAGCCUCACUGUAAUUCUUAUCAGAUGUGUCGAUGCUUACAGACUGUACCGUCAACACACACUAGUGGUAGGUGACACUGUUGCUGCUAGUAGUGAUCAUGUUACUGGCUACACUCCUAUUGGUUUAAAACAGGAUGGAUAGACAAGUCAUGCCAAUAGUGUGAGUUGGUGGUGCAAAUUAAAGGAUCAGUUCACCCAUAACACAAGUGAACAUGUUUUCCCUUUUACUUUACUGUAUGUUUGUUUUCCAAAUUUUGAGGAUCCAUGAGGAGAGUUUCAUACACAGGUUAAAAAAAUGUUUAUUCUUUGGCAGGAAGUAGUUUCAGCUUAUGCAGAGAGGAUUGUCAUUGUUUAUUGUAACAGGAACUUUGAUUCUAAGCACCACAAAUAUUGUAGCGUUCACUUUCAACGAAUGAAUUGUCAUCAAAAUGCGAAAACAAAACCAUCUCUAGCAGUACUGUUCAGAUAUUGUCCCUUCCAUUUGGGUGAACUGCCUCUUUAACUAUGUGUCUGUAUGCAUCUCAUUUGUUUGUGUACGUGUCUCAUAGUUUGUCAGAUGAUAAUUUUCUACGUCCCGUGGUUAUUCUUUUGCACCCACACGUUUGCAUUGUGUGCCAGUGAGUGUGUGUGUGUGUGUGUGUGUUAGCGCGGACUUGCUUACAUGACGGUCUAAUGUCAUACAGUCUUGUGUGUAAGAGAUCAUAAGAGUGUAUGCACUCAGUUGAAUAGCUGCAAACUGUUUUUAUCUUUUUAAAUGAAUUGUUGCCUUUUUCCUGACACCCUUUGUUUUUUCCAUGUUGUCAUUGUGGAGCCGACUGAUCGGGAGGCUCGGUCUAUGCAUUCUCUCAUACCGGUUUUUGUAAAACAACAAGUCAAUAAAAUGGAGAGUGCAAGUACA
Molecule: messenger RNA, 4420 nt
Organism: Sphaeramia orbicularis (orbiculate cardinalfish)
Lineage: Eukaryota; Metazoa; Chordata; Actinopteri; Kurtiformes; Apogonidae
Product: solute carrier family 25 member 36-A
Exons: 7
Coding region: 395-1330 (311 amino acids)
Biological process (GO): pyrimidine nucleotide import into mitochondrion
Cellular component (GO): mitochondrion
Molecular function (GO): pyrimidine nucleotide transmembrane transporter activity
Source: RefSeq, a predicted model, not a curated record